AUGGCCAGGUCAGAGAUUGAAGAGUUCAUAUCUGAAGAUUUAGGUUUCCGAUUGGUGGGGAACGGGGAUGGAAUUUCUUUAUUUGAUUCUGCAGUGGAUUUCAGCGGCCCAGUGACUUCUCUGUAUCCUUUGCUGUUGCUAGCUAUCGGCCAUUGUGGACAUGUCUAUGCUGCUUCCAACACGCAUGAAGUGGCUUUGGGCAAUUUGAGUGAUCUUAAUGGCGAUUCUGCGAUUCUGAACUUGGUCAGAUGUGAACUUCCAGGAACGUCUGCAUUGAAGUUCAAUAGCUCUGACUCCGUCUUGUAUGCCAUUGCACAAGGAAAAGUGUUUACAGCAACAAUUUCUCCUCAAGGAAACAAUCCUUCACUUUCAUUUACACAGAUUCCCCUUGAAUUGUCGACGAUCGUAUUGCUUGAUCCCUCUCCGACUGACUCUGAGCUUCUUCUUCUUUUAAGUAACGAACGAAAACUCUCUAUUCUCGCGGGGAAUCAGGAAACAGCCACGGUUGAAGGGAUCAAAGCAAUGGCUUGGACUAAAGACGGCUCCCAGGUUAUUGGUGCCAGUGAAACAAGCCUUGCUUUCUACACCACCACUGGUCAGGCUGUUUCUUCCCAUGAAGUCCCAGAAGGCGGGAAGCUUUUCUCUGUUUCUUCCAUUGACAACACUCAUUGGCUUGUGGUGGGCUUGCCAGACACAGAAGGCGGUGAUCUCAUAUACACAUUGGUGCUGGAGGAAAAUGGUACGCUCACUUUCCAUAAUGUUCCUGUAGCGCCCGCAUUUGGUGAUGUUGAGCGUCAGCCAGAAGUUUACUCAACUAGUAUUACCAAUUGGGUGGAAGGGCAGUCUUUGCUCUUCGCCACUUCCGCGUUGAGCACCGAAAUUUCCACAAUCGAAGUGAGCCCAGAGAAAAGAUUAGUAUCACAGUUGAACGAUACAGACCGUGCCGAAUUGCCCAUGGAUGAUGAUUCCGGUGACGAUACUCUACCAGUCGGUUUUGCACUUGACUUAUUCACAACAGAAAUCACUGUGAAGCAACCGUGUAAUGCCGUUGAUGAAGCAAAAGGAGUGUUGCCUCGUUUGAUGUGCUUGAACAAUUUGGGUAACUUGAUUAUGUGGUAUGUCUUCGACAACUCAGCGCUCAAGAACAAUACUCUCAGCCUUCAAAGAGCAAUUGAAGCUCAAAAUCAACGUGGACUAGAAGCUACAAAGGCAGAUGAAGGUGCGAAAGCAAAUUCCUUUGGUUCUACAGCAUUUGGUUCCUCUAGUUACAAUGCAUCCACCAAUUCUGCAUCUGCUGCUAAUGAAAAUAUAAGUGCAUCCAAACCUGAACCGACACAGGCUUUUGGAACAACGGGUUUUAGUAAUGCAAGUAAACCUGUCGCAGGUUCUUCUGGUUUCGGUUCUUCUGGUUUUGGGUCUUCUGGUUUUGGAACUUCUGGUUUUGGUUCUUCUGGUUUUGGGUCAUCUGCUGCCGGUUCGUCAGCUGCUGGGCCAUCGGGCUUUGGCACAUCGGGCUUUGGAUCUUCUGGUUUCGGGACUUCUGGCUUUGGCUCCUCCAGCUUCGGAAUCUCUACCUUUGGGCAAGCUACAACCUCAAUCAAGUCAGACGACAAGAGCAAAUUUGGCUCUUCCGGUUUUGGUUCUUCCGGUUUUGGUUCAAAAAACGAAAGUCCUUUCGCCCAAUUGACUUCGGAGAAGCCAAAGGAGAAUGUUUUUGGCUCUUCCUCUAAAUCAAAUGCAAUCCCUUUUGGAUCUUCCUCUUUUGAGCCUACCAGCGACUCGCUGAACUCGAAGAGCUUAUUCAGCUCAGCUGUCGAAAAACCGAAAGAAAAUCCAUUUGGAUCAGCGUCUUUGGGCUCCUCGUCUUUUGGCUCAGCCCAGUCUACUCAGGAUAAGUCGAAAGGUCCUUUUGCAUCUUCUAAUCUUGCAUCUUCCAAGCCCACUCCGGAUAAGCCGGCUGCAAGUCCAUUUGGAUCUUCUGGUUUCGGUAUGACCUCCAGUAAACCCACUCUGGACCAAUCUCCUUUUGCCUCAUUAACUAUAGACUCAAGCAAAACCGAAUCCGAAAAGCCCGAGAACAACGCAUUCGGCACAUCCACAUUCUCGUCUUCGAGCACUGUCGCAAACAAACAGAGUGCAUUUGGAGCUAUUGGUUUUGGACAAAAAGCAACGUCGAUUGAUGACGAAAACAGAAACAAAAAGGAAACCCCGCUGUUUAUCUCAUCGACUUCAGAUGGUCCUCUGGGAUUCUCAUCACAUGCAACUGCUCCAAGAAACCAGGAAACAUCAGGCAGUGCCAUUUUUGGUCAAUCUAGUUUUGGCCAGCAGAUGAACAAGAGUCCGUUUGGACAGUCAAGUUUUGGUAAAGUGGCAGGAUCCGCUGCUGGAAGCACUCUUCCAAGUCCUUUCGGCUCCGUUGCUGCUACUGAAUCACCCUUUGCGUCCCUUUCUUCGAAGAAAUCGCCUUUUGGGUCGCUUAAUGACGAAGGUCUGAAAUCCAUUUUUGGUUCUUCAAGCACUCAGUCUCAAAAAACGUUGUCAAGUGGACUCAAUGCUUCAAUUGACAAGCUGGGAUCUCAGGAGCAGAUGCAGAAAGCUUCAGACUUGACAAAACGUCCGCAGACAACAGAUUCGGAGUCUGCCACGUCAUCAAAGAUCGGUUCAACUACUCAGAAUGAAGUAAGCAGUGAGCUUGGCAUCCUGUCCCCGGAAAAAUCAUUAUUUGCGGACACUUCUUUACGUGGUUCGCCUGAGGAAUAUACCUCAGAGGAAUCAUCUCUGGAUGAGAUAUCUGAAAAUUCUGAAUCUCCUCUGCUGGAUGAAAAGCCUUCUCCUGUCCUCCAACAAUCUAGCGGUUCUCUUUUUGAAAUGACAUCCUUAAAGGACUCUUUGAAGGAAGAUGCAUUAACAAAAGCGAACGAACCAACAUCUAAUACAGACACCGCAUUUUCUGAUGGAAACGAGAAGGAGACCUCUUUUAGAAGUGCUGCAAUUAAGAAGACUAACUCCCAGCACUUUACAGGAUCCUUAAAAAAUACCGAAGGUUCCAGUUCGGAGUAUGGUUCGGGGGCUUCUUCAACAAGUCACGCUAAAGAAAGAAAAGAAAAUACCGAAAAUGAUGGGGUCGUUAAAACAGAUGUUAAAACAGAUGUUACAACUGAUUACGAAGAUAGUGAAACUCUGAAGAGGACUGAAUCUGCUGUGAAGAUCCCUAGUCUACUGUUCGACGGUUUGCAGAAAUUCUCUGGGUUCGUUACCGAUCCGGUUUUGCCACAACAUGAAGUUUCAAAGAAAAUCGGAGAGCUUGUACAUUUCACCGAAGGUUUGAUGAAAGUCUUGCUGAUGAAUUCGGCAGACAUGAACAAAUUAAUCAAUGACUGCCUGUUUUACAAAGUAUCUUUGGAAAAGGAAGACAUUAAGUCCCCGCUAUCAUGGACCUUGGGACAGAUUCUGCACUUAAAUGAUCUUGUUUCUGAAGAUUCUGAACUUUUUGAGGAAAAUGUCAUCAAAAUGCGGGAACUAUAUAAAAGCCUGUCGCGCCUAUUAGAUGAUCUCGAUGAGAUUUAUGCCGAGAAAGUGAAAUUUGAAAAGACAUUGAAUGAGAUUUUGCUUUUCAAGCGUUCUAUUGAGUCCUCGGAAUUGCGUGAACGCCCACUUGAUCUUCGUGGUGAUAUAAUGCGUGCGAAAUUAAGAAAAAACUUCAGCCACGUACAGAGACUUCAAGACGAAGCAUUGCAUAAAUUGGUGUCGUUGAAGUUGAAUAGCUGCCUAGAUACUGGAUUGAUUUCAAAGCUUGAAAGAAUUGCCUUCGAGAUCAACUCUAAGGUUAAGCAGUACCUGGUUGAAAUUCAUAAUUUGGAGGAGAAGCAAUCGCGUUCUAUGAACGAACGUCUACUUUUGGGAAGAGAAAAUGAUGUGCCCGCUCCUAUAUCUGAACCAGUCGAAAACUCUGAGAGUUGUUUCACAAAUUUCAAAAGUCAAAAAUGGGGGAUUGUCUCAAGAUUUGCGUCUGUUCAAGACCGGAGUAUAUAA
Clavispora lusitaniae ATCC 42720 is the source of this 4032-nucleotide messenger RNA. RefSeq names its product FG-nucleoporin (gene NUP159). Gene Ontology annotation, molecular function: protein binding. NCBI's taxonomy places the organism in Eukaryota, Fungi, Ascomycota, Pichiomycetes, Serinales, Metschnikowiaceae. The record is from RefSeq and is a predicted model, not a curated record. Gene Ontology annotation, cellular component: nucleus.